GAUUACUCGGUUCAUAUGAACGCUCCUUACUGGUUUAUUUACUGAGUUGCUUAAUUCCGCCAUUAAUAUCGUUUAUAGAGUUGACUAAUUCAGGGCAAGUGUUUGCUCACUUCCUAAGGGCAUCAUAUAAAUUACGUUAGUGGGGAGGUUGUUAUCUACUUGGAGACGAGCAGCUAUAGCAUUUAAACCUGGAGGGAAAAGCUGGCAGAACUUUGCAGACAACAUUUUCUGCCAGGGAUAUCUCGACAUCUUUGGUUUAGUUACGUUUUCCGCUAGUUAUCUAGCUAUAUUACUGCUUUACACCUUUAUUUAAAUUAGCUGCAAGAUGCGAGAGGCCUGCAUGAGGACUGUGACUCAUCGUCAAGCUAGUCAACUUCUCCAUAACAAAUUUGUUGUUGUGCUUGGUGAUUCAAUUCAGCGGUCUGUGUACAAAGACUUGGUGUUGCUUUUGCAAAGAGACUCUUAUCUGUCGUUAUCCCAGCUCAAACGCAAGGUCUUCUCUCGCUACAUGGAGAGCAUCCUUUCUGACUUCAAACAUGAGCUGAAGCCAGAUGUGGUCAUAGUGAGCUCCUGUGUUUGGGAUAUAUCAAGAUACAACCGUAAGUGGGUCCCAGAGUACAAGGAGAACCUAAAUAAAUUUUUUGUGCAGCUGAAGGCUGUUCUACCAGAGGAUAGCCUUGUGGUCUGGAACAUGACCAUGCCACUGGGCAAGAAGAUCAUAGGAGGCUUUCUGGUACCAGAGAUUCAGGACGUGGCCCCAACUCUUCGUUAUGAUGUGAUUGAGGCAAACUUCUAUGGUGCAAUGCUGGCAGAUGCAUAUGGGUUAGAUGUUCUAGACCUUCACUUUCACUUCCGGUUUAGCCUCCAGCAUCGCAUGAAUGAUGGGGUUCACUGGAAUGCUGUAGCUCAUCGUUAUAUCACGUGCUUGUUGCUGGCUCAUUCUGCUCAGGCCUGGGGUGUAGAGCUGCCCAACCCUCUAGCCCCAGACCAGAGUAAGACGUGGUUGCUGUAUUACAAGCAGACUCCAAAUCAAAGUGACUACAGUCCAGCAAGGUCCAUGGCAGAUUCUGGUCAUUAUGGAGCUUGUGAACAACAGCUGCAGUAUGAUGGCCUAUUUGGACCCCGUUAUUAUGAGGAUGCACUACCUACACGCUCUCAGUUCAGCACUGGUUACUUUAACUUUGAGAACAAAACUACCCAUAAUGGUGGGAGCUAUGACAACUGCCAUGGCCAUGGUGGUAAUGGCAGAACCAUGCUGCUGCCUGCUGCCCCCUCCUGCCCAGGGAACAACUUUGUGAUGAAGCAAAAACGCGCAAAGCGGCAGUCUAACCCAUACUCUCGGCAUAAUUCUAUCCGGUCAUACAGAUACUGAAAACAAGCAAUAAUGUGAUUUGUUUGAUGGCUGAAAUGUAGUGAUGUUCUUUAAAACCCUCAUCAGAAGGAACUAAAUGUGGAAACACUU
Ictalurus furcatus (blue catfish) is the source of this 1462-nucleotide messenger RNA. It is a transcript of the gene fam113, whose product is annotated as family with sequence similarity 113. Bases 326 to 1372 code for a protein of 348 amino acids. The transcript has 8 exons. The record is from RefSeq and is a predicted model, not a curated record. NCBI's taxonomy places the organism in Eukaryota, Metazoa, Chordata, Actinopteri, Siluriformes, Ictaluridae.